This is a messenger RNA of Stylophora pistillata, 1991 nucleotides long. RefSeq lists its product as uncharacterized. NCBI's taxonomy places the organism in Eukaryota, Metazoa, Cnidaria, Anthozoa, Scleractinia, Pocilloporidae. The record is from RefSeq and is a predicted model, not a curated record. Gene Ontology annotation, molecular function: calcium ion binding.
AUGGUUGAUAAUGUUCGCCCUGCUCCAAUAUUCAACUCAUGCAUGCUUCACCCUCGAUGUGUUUGCUUAUUGCUUUUACUGAUUUUGACAUGUCAAUGCAAAGGUAUUGUGGCAGGAGAACCUUGCGUUACCAAGGUCUUUGUAGAACCUGUUUCAAACAAGGCUCUUGCAAACCAUCUGAUCAGUAGGGCGACGGUGGAAUCACCAGAUGCAUGUAUGAUACAAUGCUUUAUCAAAAUCAAGUGCGAAUCGUACAACAUUGGUCCCAGGGAGAAGGACGGUCACGUGUGUGAACUGAGUGACUCUGACUCUCACAGAGAUCAUAUGGACUGGAUCACAAAGGAAGGAUUUUCAUACGUCGAGACCUUGAACCCCUGUAGACAAGCUCAGUGUCCUUUAAAUGGCCGUUGCUACUCGAACUUUGAAAAUAACACUCACGCAUGUGAGUGUACGUCAGGAUUUACCAAAGAGAACUGCGAAGACAUAGAUGAGUGUAAGAAGAACCUUCAUAGUUGUCACAGCAAUGCCUUUUGUAAUAACACGAAUGGUUCCUACAGUUGCAUCUGCAAGACAGGAUUUCAAGGAGACGGAAAAGAAACCUGCCAUGGCAAGUUUAAUCAAUCUUAUUCUUCAAAUGGAAACGCAUUUAAUAUCUCACGUUCAAAAAACAUCGAUGAAUGCAUCGAGGGCAUCCAUGGGUGCCACAACAAUGCAUCGUGUACCAAUACAAACGGCACUUACCGCUGCACUUGCAAACCAGGAUUUGCUGGAGAUGGAAGAAACAGCUGCCAAGUCUCCCCAGGUUGGUUUUCCUAUUAUCCUGCCCAUUCUUGUAAACAUAUCCGUGACUCUGGGGACCACAGGGGAGAUGGAGAGUACUGGAUUGACCCAGAGAAGAGUGGAAAACCUUUAAAGGUCCAUUGUGACAUGACAACUGAUAAAGGAGGAUGGCUUCUCGUCACUAACAUUGUGACUCAUGACUCAUCAAGGGACACCCAGUUCUCAGAAGAGACGUCAUACCGCGGAAUCGACAGAGAUAACGCGAGUGAGGAUUUUAGUCUCACUACAAAUGCCAUGAAAAAGUUAAAAGCACACAUGCCUUUUACCCAAAUGAGAUUCCAUUGCAGAAAACAAAGGAAUCGAAUUUUUCAUGUGACCACGGUGGCAAACAGCACCGGUGAAGCUGUAGUCCAGUAUUUCAGCGGUGAGACGAAUGUCCUGCCUAAAGCCUGCGGCUCAUUUGUUAGAAUGGCUGAUGACAACUCGUCCUUAGCAGCAAUUUGUCAACAAUGGGGGCAAGAAAACCAACUGAAUUAUGUUGGCAAAUGGAGCUGGGAUUUAUUAACUACUGCAGAAUCUAAAUUGUACAACCAUGCUGCUUUUGUUCGCGGAAGUUAUCAUUGGAUUGCGUCCCCAAGGUAUAAAAGGUGGGAGUGUGACGACUUCAGCAGUUCAGUUUCUAUUGGGGAUUUCUGGAAGGUCUUUGUUCGCUGACAGACUAACACAUAACCUUGCAGCCUUGAACAAAAAGCAAGGAGCUACUUAGGCGAACGUAGAUGAUGCCAUGUAGUGAUUGCAGUAGUUUGAACUUGAAUAGUUCGUUAUAUAUUUGUGUUCUUAAUCUAACCAGAAGCGAUGUGUAUGUUUUUUGUAAAUGAGCUUUAUGUGGCUACGAGAAGCAAAAGCUCGCCUUGGGUUAAGCUGCUGAGAGUAGCGUAGCAGGGCAAAUAGCGUUUUUAAGGUCACACCUCAAAAGGAGUUCCUCGAGUCACCCCCUUAUGGAGAUUUUCACUUUGCUCAUGACUAAACAAUAUUUGAUCAAGAAGAGGCCUGUUACUCUAAGCAGUUGCAUGUCGGAUUUAUGCGUUUAUCUCAAAUAUUAUAGCAUGCCAAUGUAUUUAUAUGUCAAUUGUUAGAAGUUAACAGGCGAUAGUGAAUUUUAAGGAUAUUGUAAGCGAGAAUGGUCCUUCAAAGGACCUGUCUCGAUUACU